UCCCCCCUUGUAAGUAGGGCCAGCCCUAAUCCAGAGGCAGCCCAUCCAGUCUUCUUCCUGAAAUUUUAGCAACUAAAAGCAUUCUGUUUACAAUAAGAAAACCGUUCCCCCCCCACACACCCUGACUGGAAUGUCCCUGAAUAGGUUCAUGUUGACCCUCCCCGAAAUCAACCUGGAUGCUACGAGACUCCCGCGGUUCUUUUGUCUUUAGGCAGUUUCUUUCCUUUUGCCUUUUAAAAGAUACCUGUAACUGCUAAUCGGGGCUCUUUUCCUCCUCGGAGGCGGAGAGCCCGUUUGCGCAAACGUUCAAUAAACCCUCUUGCUAAUUGCAUCUGCCUGUCUGGGGUCUGGGUCUCUGGGGCGUCCACCGGGCCACGUUGGCACCCGUGAGCCAGGGUCCAACAUUUGGGGGCUCGUCCGGGAUCUGAGACGCCCCAGACUCAAUCCUAAGACCGGUAGGAGGUAAGACCGAGCUCGCUAAAUGUCAUAUCUGUCUCGUCCGUUUGUCUGACUGGCCGGGUCUGUUUUGUGCCGGGUCUGUAUUGUGCCUGCAGGACGCUGUACUCUGUAUUCUGUAUUUGGACCAGCGGGGGAGGCAGACGUGCCCGAGACCCCUGGUCCCCCUCCGGAGUCGGACUCCGGAGUGGUCUGGAAGAGGAACGGAGCCCCGGCACUCCCUCCUCUUCAGGGAAGGUCGUUGUUCGCGACCGCUCCCAUCUGAAUCUGCCGCGCCAGUCCUGUCGUUCGUGUGCGUCUGUUCGUUCCGUGUUUCUCUUCCUUUCCUGUCCUCCUCCUCACCGCUCACCCCUUCUCUACACCCAUGGGGCAGACUGUAACCACCCCUUUAAGCCUCACUCUAGAUCACUGGAAAGAAGUCGCCGGCCGGGCACACAAUCUUUCGGUCGAAGUCAGAAGACGAAGAUGGGUCACCUUCUGCUCCUCAGAGUGGCCGGCUUUCAACGUCGGGUGGCCCAGGAACGGAACUUUUAAUAUUGAUAUUAUCUUGCAGGUGAAGGCCCUGGUCUUCCAGCCAGGACCCAAUGGACACCUCGAUCAGCCGACCUGGGAUGACUGCCAACAGCUCCUGCAGACUCUCCUCACCACGGAGGAGAGACAGCGCGUGUACCUCGAAGCUCGGAAAAACGUCCCGGGGGCGGACGGGAGGCCAACCCAGCUGCCUAAUGAGAUUGAGGAUGUUUUCCCCUUGGUUCGCCCGACCUGGGACUACGACACUGUUGCUGGUAGGGAGCGGCUCCGUCUCUAUCGCCAGGUACUCCUAGCGGGUCUCAAAGGGGCAGGGCGUCGCCCCACCAAUUUGGCAAAGGUACGUGCUAUAGUGCAGGGAAAAGAGGAGACGCCGGCAGGUUUUCUGGAGAGGUUAAUAGAAGGCUACCGCAUGUAUACUCCCUUUGACCCCUUGGCUGAAGACCGCCAACCAGAUGUAAUUAUGUCCUUCAUUGGACAGUCGGCCUCGGAUAUUCGUAAUAAGUUACAACGGUUGGAGGGACUUCAGGGGUACACCUUACAGGACUUAGUGAAAGAGGCAGAGAAGGUUUUUAACAAGCGAGAAACUCUAGAGGAAAGGGAGGAAAGGAUCCGUAAAGAGCAAGAGGAACGGGAGGAUAAGAGAGAUAAAAGACGUAACAAAGAGCUGACUAGGAUACUGGCCACCGUAGUACAGGGCUCAGGGCAGAGUAAGUCAGGACAGAGUAGGGACCUGGGAGACAAAAGAGGACCACGGGUUGAACGAGACCAGUGUGCCUACUGCAAGGAAAAAGGACAUUGGGUUAAAGAUUGCCCAAGGAAGGGCCAAACGCAGGGACCUAAAAAGAAGCCCAUUCCUGUUUUGUCCCUAGAAGAUGAAGAUUAGGGGUGUCAGGGCCAGGAACCCCCCCCUGAGCCUCGGAUAACCCUUAAAGUGGGGGGACAGCCGGUGACCUUCCUGGUCGAUACGGGAGCUCAACAUUCAGUUUUAACUGAGGCAAAAGGACCCUUGAGCUCUAAAACGUCUUGGGUUCAGGGGGCAACUGGAGGCAAGUUUUAUCGAUGGACAACCGAACGGAAGGUCCACCUGAGCACUGGGCAAGUAACGCAUUCCUUCUUACUGGUCCCAGACUGCCCUUACCCUCUCCUAGGCAGAGACCUUCUUUCAAAAGUAGGGGCCCAGAUACAUUUUCAGCAAAAAGGGGCCACUAUUACUGGCGCGGGAGGGCAGCCCCUCCAGGUACUGACCUUGCGCCUAGAGGAUGAACACCGGCUGCACGAGGACUCUCCACCGUCCGUGCAGCCCCUAGAUUCUGAAUGGCUCACUAACUACCCUCAGGCCUGGGUGGAAACGGCCGGAAUGGGACUAGCUGUAAACCAGCCGCCCAUAAUUAUAAACUUAAAACCCUCGGCCACCCCCAUAUCGAUCCGGCAAUAUUCAAUGAGCAAAGAGGCCAAAGAAGGCAUUCGGCCCCAUAUACAGAGACUAUUACAAUUGGGCAUUUUAAUACCUUGCCAGUCGCCCUGGAAUACUCCUCUAUUGCCCGUAAAAAAACCCGGCACAGGAGAUUACCGGCCGGUACAAGAUUUACGAGAGGUUAACUGGAGGACAGAGGACAUACAUCCCACGGUGCCGAAUCCCUACAACUUGCUCAGCACCUUACCCCCAAGCCAUGUCUGGUAUACGGUGUUAGAUCUAAAAGAUGCAUUCUUCUGCCUGAGGUUAAGCUCUCAAAGCCAGCCUAUUUUUGCUUUUGAAUGGAAAGAUCCUGAGACGGGAUUCUCAGGACAACUCACUUGGACAAGGCUGCCACAGGGAUUCAAAAACUCCCCCACUUUGUUCGAUGAGGCCUUGCAUCGGGAUUUGGCAGAUUUCCGAGUUGGCCAUCCGGACCUCGUCCUCCUGCAGUACGUGGAUGAUUUGCUCCUGGCGGCUAGGACAGAACAGGAUUGUGUAAAAGGUACGGGGGCCCUGCUUGAGAGACUGGGAGAACUGGGGUAUAGGGCCUCUGCCAAAAAGGCCCAAAUAGGCCAGAGACAAGUGACCUAUCUGGGAUAUCUCCUGGAAGGAGGCCAGAGGUGGCUGACGGAGAGCCGCAAAAAGGCUGUAGCCCUGAUCCCAGCACCCACUAAUGCCAAAGGACUACGAGAGUUCCUCGGCAGUGCUGGGUUCUGCCGCCUCUGGAUACCCGGGUUUGCGGAGAUGGCGGCUCCCCUAUAUCCUCUCACGAAAUCCAACACCCCCUACCACUGGGGAAAGGAGCAGCAAUUGGCUUUUGACAAAAUAAAAAGGGCCUUAUUGACCGCCCCUGCCCUGAGCCUCCCAGAUGUAACCAAGCCUUUUA
Molecule: messenger RNA, 3329 nt
Organism: Nyctereutes procyonoides (raccoon dog)
Lineage: Eukaryota; Metazoa; Chordata; Mammalia; Carnivora; Canidae
Exons: 2
Coding region: 821-1870 (349 amino acids)
Biological process (GO): virion assembly
Molecular function (GO): zinc ion binding; nucleic acid binding
Source: RefSeq, a predicted model, not a curated record